GUUGGAUUCUGAGCGAGGCAGCGGCAACAGCCCAAGUUGAAGAAGCAGCAGAAGUCGGAGAUAAAACUAUAUAUAUGCAUAUAUAUAUAUAUGAGAACGCAGCCUGGAUGGCCAAGGAGUGCUAGCUAGGAAACUAGCCCAGAGUAGUGUGUGAGCGCGUGUGCGUGUAUGAGUGAGUGAGUGAGUGAGUGUGUGUAUGUGUAUACAUACAAUUCAAUUUGUUUAAGUGUGUGAGCCGCGAAAGAAAAGUGGAAAAGUGGAAGUGCGUGUACUCUUCUCCUUCUCUCUCCAUCUCACUCGCUGUGGUCAUGCAAUUGGCUGGUGUAGCCAAAUAGUUGACUGUUCCGCUGCCUGCCCGUUACGCCCGACGCACUAGACGCCUCGCACAACCGUCGCACUGGCGUCGUUUUGUGAGCGCGGCUUGAUGCCCGACUCGAUGAUGGAUAUGGAGCAUCGGGAUCAUCAGCUGCAUCGACCACUUCAUCCACAGCAGACGCACCGUGUGGUGGCCACCAGCAGCACCAGCACAUUUGCACCGCCAGCGCCAGCGCCAACAGCGACCGUUGAGGCGGCAUCAACGACAAGCGACAGGGACCACCAGCUGCCCAUAACAGGCACACCAAGCAUGCAGCACCAUCACCAGCAGCCACAGCAGCAGCAGCAGCAGCAGCAGCCGCCGCCGCAGCAGUUGCAUCUGCAGCAGCAACAACAGCCACCUCAAUUAAGAGAACGCGAACACCACCAACAGCAACCACAGCAGCAGCAGCAGCAGCAGCAGCAACAGCAGCAAAUGCAGCAGCAGCCAAUCCAACAACAGCAGCAGCAGCAGCUACCGCUGCCACAUAGCCAUCAUGCGUUGAUGCAGCAAUCGCAUCAGCAGCAGGCCAUUCACAGAGCCGAGCAGCGACGAGAUACACAAGCAAAACAUUCACAUGGAUUUCUCUAUUCGGACGAGGAAAUCAGCGACAAGGCGUCAACAUGCGGCAAAUUGCUCAUAUUUCUAUCCGUGGCACUAGUGAUAAUGACGCUGCCCUUCAGCCUGUUCGUCUGCUUCAAGGUGGUGCAGGAAUACGAGCGCGCGGUUAUCUUUCGCCUGGGUCGACUCAUGCAGGGCGGCGCCAAGGGUCCAGGCAUUUUCUUCAUAUUGCCCUGCAUUGAUUCAUAUGCACGCGUCGAUUUACGUACUCGCACCUACGAUGUGCCACCACAGGAGGUUCUCACAAAGGAUAGCGUUACGGUUUCGGUGGAUGCAGUGGUUUACUAUCGCGUAUCAAAUGCGACCGUCUCUAUAGCGAACGUGGAGAAUGCUCACCAUUCGACCAGACUACUGGCACAGACUACUCUACGAAACACAAUGGGAACUCGGCAUUUGCAUGAGAUACUCAGCGAGCGUAUGACGAUUUCCGGCACCAUGCAGGUUCAGCUCGACGAAGCGACCGAUGCUUGGGGCAUCAAAGUUGAACGUGUUGAAAUCAAGGAUGUGCGUUUGCCCGUCCAGCUGCAACGAGCCAUGGCCGCCGAGGCUGAGGCAGCACGUGAGGCACGGGCCAAAGUUAUUGCCGCCGAGGGCGAGCAGAAAGCAUCGAGAGCGCUGCGUGAGGCAUCCGAGGUGAUUGGCGAUUCGCCGGCAGCGCUGCAGCUGCGCUAUCUGCAGACACUCAAUACCAUAUCCGCGGAGAAGAACUCAACUAUUGUAUUCCCGCUGCCCAUCGAUUUGAUAACAUAUUUCCUGAAGACUUCGGAGGCAACCACGCAACAGAAUGCGGCUGCAGCAGUUGCUGCCCAGCAGCAGCAGGCGCAACAGCAUCAGGGAAUCAUGCAGCAGCAGCAAUAUGAUCAAGAUACAUAUUCUCCAGCAAGAAUACUCUCCUAUAUAGUACAUCACGAACGAGCAUUAAAUAUGUAG
Molecule: messenger RNA, 1906 nt
Organism: Drosophila arizonae
Lineage: Eukaryota; Metazoa; Arthropoda; Insecta; Diptera; Drosophilidae
Product: band 7 protein AGAP004871
Cellular component (GO): plasma membrane
Source: RefSeq, a predicted model, not a curated record